Messenger RNA from Racocetra persica, 673 nucleotides. The record is from the annotation of a GenBank genome assembly. NCBI's taxonomy places the organism in Eukaryota, Fungi, Glomeromycota, Glomeromycetes, Diversisporales, Gigasporaceae.
GCUCGAAAAACCUUUACCAAAAUUGAUAGUACUGGAUCUUAAUGGAACCUUGGUGUGUCGAAUAAAGAAUGGACGAAUCAUAUUGCGUCCAUAUAUCAAAGAGUUCGUGAAUUAUAUUUUUAAUAACGGGUUUUACGUCAUGGUCUGGUCAUCAGCUCAGCCUAAUAACGUCAAAAAAAUGGUGACUGCUAUUUUUGGCAAAUAUGAGGCCAGCUUAAUUGAGGUUUGGGAUAGGGAUAAUUUUGGACUGUCCACACGGCAAUAUCAUACUAAGACUCUUACUGUUAAAAAUCUAGAAAAAAUUUGGGAAAAAUUGAACAAAUUGAAUGGUAAACCUCGUUGGGACCAGUUAAAUACGAUCCUGAUUGAUGAUUCAAUCAAAAAGGCGCAGUUACAGCCUUUUAACUCUAUUCAUCUAACGGAUUUUGAUAAACGUCAAGCAGAUGAAGGGAAUGACCGUGAGCUGUUUGACGUUAUCCCUUAUUUGGAAGAAUUACGAUAUCAAAGCAACGUUAGUGCCUAUAUCAAAGACUUUCCACAUACAAAUAAAAAAUUGAGCGGUAAAGAGAGCUAUUCGUAUGAUAGCGAUGAUCCUUCCUUUCACCAAACAAUCAUGAAUUUGAAUUCUGUUAUUAAGGAGGGAAUGACAUUGAAUGAUUCUUCUCCUAGGAAC